CCGUCUUCAACUAGUAGCUGACACGUUCUGUCAAAAUUCAUAACCGAUUCUUGGUGCUCGUGUUUGUUCACAUAGGUUGCAUUUGCAUGAAAAUAAAUCUCAGUUUUCAACGUAAGUUCAAUAGUGGCCCGUGGCCGUCUGCAGGCAUCGCCACGGUAGCAGAGCAGGCAACGUAUGUACGUAGUGACAUCUAGCAUUAUAUUCAACGUGUGGUAUUGGAAAGAGAGCCGCGCGAGUGCAAGUGCCGAGCUGUGUGAUAUAUCUUCUUUGGUGCCCCCGAGCCAGACGAGCAGGCCCAAGAGAAGCGAGCAAGCGUGGCUAAUCAAGGCACCAAAAGAGAUAUCAGAGAUAUGAGCAGUUCGGAGGAAGUCUCGUGGAUCUCGUGGUUCUGUGGCCUCAAGGGCAAUGAAUUCUUUUGCGAGGUUGAUGAGGAUUACAUCCAAGACAAGUUUAACUUGACAGGACUCAAUGAACAAGUUCCACAUUAUCGCCAGGCACUGGACAUGAUCCUUGAUUUGGAGCCUGACGAAGACUUAGAUGACAAUCCCAAUCAAUCGGAUCUCAUUGAGCAGGCAGCAGAAAUGCUGUAUGGUCUUAUUCAUGCUCGAUACAUUCUUACAAAUCGAGGAAUCGCCCAGAUGAUUGAAAAAUACCAGGCUGGUGACUUUGGACACUGUCCCAGAGUGUAUUGUGAAUCACAGCCAAUGCUUCCAUUAGGCUUGAGUGAUGUGCCUGGUGAGGCUAUGGUCAAGAAUUAUUGUCCAAAGUGCAUGGAUGUUUACACACCCAAAAGUUCUCGACAUCAUCACACUGAUGGAGCAUAUUUUGGAACAGGGUUUCCACAUAUGCUCUUUAUGGUUCAUCCGGAAUACAGACCAAAGCGUCCAGCAAAUCAAUUUGUACCAAGGUUAUAUGGAUUUAAAAUUCAUCCUCUAGCCUACCAGGUUCAACAACAAUCGGCAGCUACGUUUAAACAACCAUUGCGAGCUGUUUUUAACAAUGGAAAGCGUUAAAAUUAUUUGAUCAUAGUUUAGAACAAAACUUCAUACUAAUCGAAAUGCAAAUCUUAAUUUCGUCCCUAAGAUUUAAAUAAAAUAUUAUUUUUUAUA
Messenger RNA from Phymastichus coffea, 1109 nucleotides. RefSeq names its product casein kinase II subunit beta (gene CkIIbeta). Gene Ontology annotation, molecular function: protein kinase regulator activity. Bases 351 to 1013 code for a protein of 220 amino acids. NCBI's taxonomy places the organism in Eukaryota, Metazoa, Arthropoda, Insecta, Hymenoptera, Eulophidae. The transcript is spliced from 6 exons. The record is from RefSeq and is a predicted model, not a curated record. Gene Ontology annotation, cellular component: cytoplasm; protein kinase CK2 complex.